UCAGCUUCUAUUUCUAAACUCUCGAUACUUGUUCAUAUGUGACGGUAUCAAACGGCGCCUUUCAUAUCUGAUGGAAGAAACUCCGCUGUUACGAUUUGUACUGUACACGUGGGGAGCCAACAGUUACGGGCAGCUCGGACAUGGACACGCGGAGGAUGAAGCCGAGCCGCGGCGUGCAGACGGCGGACUGCAGCCAGAGCAGAUCCGCGGUCUGACUGGUGGAGGUGGACAUUCUGCUGUCAUUACUGAGUCAGGUGACCUGCUGAUGUGUGGACAAAAUCACAAAGGUCAGUUAGGGCUCAGGCACAUCUCAGAGGUCAUGACCUUUCAGCCCUGUCCUUUACCUGGGUGCAGGAGAGUGCAGGCGGUGUCCUGUGGCUGGGACUUCACUCUCAUCCUUACAGAUGAUGGGCAGGUCUUGGCAUGCGGGUCCAAUGCAUUUGGACAGCUGGGCAUCUCACCGCAUAUAACACAUACAGCAGAACCUUUAUGUGUGAAGGCCCUGAGCGAGUGUGUAACCAGUGUGGCUGCGGGUCUCAGACACGCAUUAGCCAGAACAGCAUCAGCGUGUGUGUAUCAGUGGGGAACCGGCCUGUCUAGUCACGCCAAAAGAGCAUUAAAUCCCCAACCUGUUCCUGCACACCUAACCUCUAAGGAGCCCUGCCUCGUCCCAGGGCUAGAUCAUGUGACCCCCGAGAAGGUCGUUGCAGGCUCCGCCCACUGCAUCUGUUUGACAGUCACGGGUGAUGUGUUUCUAUGGGGCAGCAAUAAACAUGGUCAGCUGGUCAGCGAUAGCCCCUUCCUGCCACUUCCUGUGGCUCUAGAUCGAUCUGUCCUGCAGAGAGAGAGGGUGACCGACAUUCACAGUGGCUGGACACACGUCAUUGCGCAAACAGAGAGUGGGCGGGUCUUUACGUGGGGCAGAGCCAGUUAUGGGCAACUGGGGCAGACCGUGGCCAAUCAGAGGCUAGAACCAGAAUCAGAAAGAAGCUCAAACAGCCAUGCUGAAGUUAAGGGAUUAUUUGGAGCAACACAGAUUGCCUGUGGAUCUGAACACAACCUGGCCAUUGUGGGAGGUCGAAUCCUCUCCUGGGGCUGGAACGAACACGGAAUGUGUGGCGACGGAUCCCUCUGUGACAUCACACAACCACAACCAAUCCCCAGCCUACAAGACUCUACGACUCUUCUGAUUGGCUGCGGCGCAGGACACUCAAUGGCACUUUGCAGUUUAAAGAGCAGCAAGGAUUCUGCAAGCUGAACAGGUUUCAGUUUUUGACGGCGAAGACUCUUUGGUCGGUUUGUGGUUUUAACAAUGUCUUCAUUUGAAGAUUGUAGAUCAAAGAUGCAAAUACUACCAACAGAUGCAAUACACGACUUCAGAAAGAUUGAACAGAUCUAUCACAGUACCCCAAAAUAAACAGAGAGGUGUGUUUAGAAAGCAUAUUUGCAGCCCUCAUUCAAAUAUUUUAUAACCACGCCUCAUCUGGUUUCUGAAUCUUGUUUUUUUUUAGAGCAUGCUAGUUGAUCUCGCAAGUCAAUACAACAGUUUUAACAUUCAACAAAAAAGUAUCCAUGUGUAUCUCGGUUAAUGCACAUUGUUCUGGUGCAUUCACUGCUCGGAGAGAUUAGAAUUCAAUGAGGAGAGACAAAUUCAAUCAGACUCAUUCUCUCUGGCUAAGUUUUAAGUGAUUGUCCGAGGUCCGGUGCUCAGGUUACUAGCCGUACCAUACUUGGAUAGCUGUUCAAACUUCCUUCAGUGUGAUUGACUGUCUGGGCGAUGCUCGAUCGUUUUUCCUGUGACCUCUCCGUGAUAGGAAAUACACUUAAAUAACCUUGAGAUUUACUGAAAGUACUUCAUCUCCCAGAAUGCCCUGUCAUGAUCAGAAACAUCUACCACAGAUUCAUAUAAAAGGUUACAUUUUUACUCAUGAAUAUCAAAGAUUGAGUUAUAGAAGAUAUAUUGUGUAUACUAGGGUCCUAGGGGAGACAUAUAGUAAAGUCCAAGAUUUAGAAAUGAUUUUCAAUUUUUUUUUAAAUAUUUAAUCCCAAUUAUUUUUGGGGAUUUUAUUUUAAAGAUUUAUUUCCAUUUUUAAAUUGGUUUUACAUUCCUGAUUUUCAGUGUGGUCCCACUAUAUACAUCGAUUUUAAAAACUGUUUGCAUCUAUAUGUGCAUACUUCAUAUUAUUAUUCAUUUUGCCGUAACAAGCAUCAGCAGUGCGUUAAAACAAAUAAAACACAAA
Molecule: messenger RNA, 2240 nt
Organism: Triplophysa rosa
Lineage: Eukaryota; Metazoa; Chordata; Actinopteri; Cypriniformes; Nemacheilidae
Gene: sergef
Product: secretion regulating guanine nucleotide exchange factor
Exons: 11
Coding region: 71-1258 (395 amino acids)
Source: RefSeq, a predicted model, not a curated record